AGCUCCUUAUAAUGAAGAAAGGAAAGCAUCAUUUGGUCUGUACUCUUGCAUGAGAAAACAAAAAAAAAGAGCUUAACUAUCAGAAAACACAAAGUUGCCUAGCUAAUAUGGGUCUCAUGCUGCUCAAGAAAGUCAGUCUUCUCUUCCUCAUUAUUUCAGCAUCACUCUUAUCAACUUGUCUUGCAGGCAGAGAUUCCAAGUGGGUCAGUAACAGUAAGUUAGCUGAAGAAGCCGAUGCAAUUAAUGAGGGCAUACCACAGAAACUAUCACACCACGAUGAAGAGGAGAGUAUCCAUGAAAGGCUUCUUAAGGUUAACACCAAAGACUAUGGAAGAUAUGAUCCAACACCAGCCCUUGUUAAGCCUCCUUUCAAACUCAUACCCAACUGAUGCAUGGUUUAGCGAAACAGAUUGGCAGAAUCUGAGUGUUAGUACCUAAAUAAAUGAAGUAAAUGAUAUCCACUACGUAGUAGUAUUAUGUAUGUAUUUUUCUAUAUUAUAUUAUAUGGCAUAUAAAAACAUACGUACUAAGUUUUGAACCUUUAUAAUGUGUUAUACAGCUUCUUUAUCUUUAGAAGAGUGGAUGUGUCAGAUUUAGUUAUAGUGGCAUGUUUAAUACUAAUAGUGAACUAUAUGUACUGGAUUUUAUGAAA
Molecule: messenger RNA, 652 nt
Organism: Quercus lobata
Lineage: Eukaryota; Viridiplantae; Streptophyta; Magnoliopsida; Fagales; Fagaceae
Product: protein CASPARIAN STRIP INTEGRITY FACTOR 1-like
Exons: 3
Coding region: 108-389 (93 amino acids)
Source: RefSeq, a predicted model, not a curated record